UGAGAAUCUAUGAGAAGUGUUUAGUUUAAAUAUAUGUACGAUGUUUGUGAUACUUGAUCACACUUUAAUGAAGAAUUUUAUUUUAUGUCUCUAUGUCAGUCUUCGCUGAAAAUGAAGAAAAUGAAAUUGGUAAUGUUUGUUUGUUACUUGACAUUUUUAAGUGUCUACUGUUUCCCUGUGAAUGGUGUAUACAAAGAUGAAGGGGCUUCAAAAUCUAGAACAGAAAUGGAAGUGGACAAUGGCUGCACUGAAAAAUGGUGUGAAACAUACAGCUUUUCGGAGAUAGAGAGAAUGUACAGAGGUUUAUUUUUGUCGGAAUUAGAGUUCUUUUUGCAACAGUUGCUAUUUUACCUGGAUAGAGAUAUAAUUCUGUAUCGUGAAGGGGUCAGAGACUUUGACUACAUUGUUGGAUCUGACGGCGAUGGUGAUUCUUGUUGUGUAACGAAGCAUAUUGCUUAUAGAAACGAUACACUGCAAAAUGUGAUGGGUGUGACACGACGCGUUGUUCAUCUUACCUGGAAAAACAAGUACCAGUACAUAACACAGGCAAGAUGCAUUGGAGUCGGCUCAUGUGAUGGCAUAUGUGUUUUGGAGGAUACUGUGAGAACUGUCCUUGUGUAUGACAGACAAUCAGUUACAUUUGAUCAGGUUUUAGUGCCGAGCUAUUGUUCGUGCAAAAGAGCAGACAAUAAAAAAUGAUCAAAAUGUGUAAGUUUAUGGUGGAGACUUGGGUUAAGUAUUAAAUGAUCAGAUUUGACGCAGAAAUAAAAUGAUAUAAGAAGACAA
Messenger RNA from Mercenaria mercenaria, 786 nucleotides. RefSeq lists its product as uncharacterized. Bases 85 to 699 code for a protein of 204 amino acids. The transcript has 4 exons. Lineage: Eukaryota; Metazoa; Mollusca; Bivalvia; Venerida; Veneridae. The record is from RefSeq and is a predicted model, not a curated record.